AUGGCAGGGACUGUUAGGAUAUUGGGGGGUUGUUUGUUAUUUCUCCUUUUCUCUGGUGCGGAAGGACAGCGCAGCAGGGAGAGAGUUUACUAUGUGGGGAUCGUUGAGGACUUGUGGGAUUAUGCGCCAAGUGGAAAAAACCUGCUCAACGGGAAAGACAUCCAAAAUGAUGAAUCUGCAUCUGUGUUCCUGCUGAAGGGACCUGACCGUGUUGGCAGUGUCUAUAAGAAGGCCAUGUACCGACAGUAUACAGAUGCCACCUACACCCGCCUCGCUCCACGACCGGGCUGGUUGGGUUUUCUGGGUCCCAUACUGCGAGCUGAGGUUGAUGAUGUAAUCGUGGUUCACUUGAAGAACUUUGCAACCAGGAACUAUUCCAUGCAUCCCCACGGGGUCUUCUAUGAGAAGGAUGCAGAAGGGGCACUGUAUCCAGAUGGGACGUCAAACAAGUUAAAGAAGGAUGACUCCGUCCCUCCGGGAGGCAGCUAUACUUACCGCUGGGAGGUCAGACCUGAGUUUGCUCCCACAGCUGAUGAUGCCAACUGCCUGACAUGGGUCUACCACUCACACUUGGACGCCCCCAGAGACAUUGCCUCAGGGCUUAUUGGGGCACUGCUCACCUGCAAGAAAGGAAUCUUGAAAGAAAGUAAUUCCCUAAACCUGGAUCAGCAUGAGCUACAGUCAGUCAUUGAGUCAGCCCGCAACGAUGUGGACCAGGAUGUCUUCUUGAUGUUUUAUGUGGUGGACGAAAACCUGAGUUGGUAUCUGACAGAGAACGUUCAGAAUUUAACUGAUGUUCCGGAAGAUGAGGACUUUGAGGAGUCAAACUUGAUGCACGCUAUUAAUGGAUUCAUGUUUGGGAAUAUGCCCAAACUUGAGUUAUGCCAGCACCGUGCAGUCGCCUGGCAUUUGUUUGGAAUGGGCAACGAGGUGGACAUUCACUCUGCCUUUUUCCAUGGGAAUACACUGCUGGAUCGUGGCCACCGCACCGACGUCCUCAGCCUCUUCCCGGCCACUUUUGCAACAGCUGAGAUGGUCCCGAAGUCUCUCGGAAAGUGGCUCCUGACCUGCCAGGUUAAUGACCACUUGCAGGCUGGGAUGCAGGCCUUCUAUGAAGUUAAGUCAUGUGGCACUGAUACCAGCCCCACAGCAGAGAAUGGUGUUGUAAGGAAUUACUACCUCGCAGCAGAGGAGGUGCUGUGGGACUAUGCACCCUCUGGGAGAGAUCUAAUUAAUAAUGUAUCCUUAACUGAGGCUGACAGUGCAUCUGAGGUGUUCUUUGGCAGAGAUGGUGGUAGGAUUGGCGGUCAGUACCUGAAAGUGAUAUACACCGAGUACACAGACAAUACCUUUACCACCAAAAAAGCAAGAACACCUGAAACCCAACAUUUAGGAAUCCUAGGUCCAGUACUGAGGGCAGAGGAAGGAGACACUCUCAAAGUGACAUUCAUGAACAUGGCAAAAAGAAACUACAGCAUCCAGCCUCAUGGCCUACAUUAUGAUAAACGCUUUCAGGGAAGCAGCUAUGAGGAUGGUGUUGACAAGCCUGGCUCCCAUGUUGGUCCAGGUGAAAACUUCACCUACACUUGGCAGGUUCUGGAGGGUCCAUCGUCAUCAGAUUCUCCCUGUAUUCCCUACCUUUACUACUCUGCCACUGAUCCCACCAAAGACACCAACUCUGGAUUAGUCGGUCCUCUGCUUGUGUGCAAGAAAGGGUCACUUGGAGAGAAUGGAACCCAGCAGGGUGUGGAUAAGGAGUUCUUCUUUCUCUUUUCUGUCAUGGAUGAAAACAUGAGCUGGUAUCUACAGGAAAAUAUUGACAAUUAUGGCAGCAACGAGACAAAUCCUGAAAGCGAAGAGUUUGAGGAAAGCAAUAAGAUGCACGCUGUUAAUGGAUUCAUGUAUGGGAAUCUCCCUGGACUGGAGAUGUGUGCCGGGGACAGAGUUAGGUGGUACACCUUUGGCUUGGGUACAGAAGUGGACCUCCAUGGUGUUUACUUUGAGGGGAAUACUUUCAGGAAGCAGAGCACCACACGGGACACUGUCAGCCUUUUCCCUCAUACCACUGCUUCUGUUGAAAUGCAGCCAGACACUGCCGGUGUGUAUGAAGUAAGCUGCAGAGUGACAGACCACUACUCAGCCGGCAUGAGGCAACAGUACAAAGUAAACAGCUGCAAAGUGAAGCCAGCUGAAGUAAAACUAGACAAGACUGUGCAGUAUUUCAUCAGUGCUGAAGAAAUAGAGUGGGACUACUCACCUGAGAGAAACUGGGAGCUGGAGAAGCACCACGCCACAUCAGAGGACAGUCCAGGUAGUAUUUUUGUGGAGAAGGGGAACAACAGAAUCGGCUCUCGCUAUAAGAAGGUGGUUUAUCGAGAGUACACCGAUGACACUUUCAGAGUUCAGAAGCAGCGACCGCCUGACCAAAAGCACUUAGGAAUCAUGGGUCCAUUAAUCAAAGCAGAGGUAGGAGAACAGAUCAUCAUCACCUUCAAGAACAAAGCCAGCCGACCUUACUCGAUUGGUGCACAUGGAGUAAAAGCAAGUGGUGCACACAUUCCAGUCAAACCUGGCUUUAUACUUGAGAUGACAUGGGAUGUUCUAGAACGUUCUGGUCCAGGACCCUCAGAUCCUAAUUGCAUCUCCUACGCUUAUUACUCAAAUGUUGACUUUAUCAAGGAUUUGUACAGUGGUCUUCUGGGCCCCCUGGUCGUAUGCAGGCCUGGGACUCUGCAGAGAGGCAAGGGCUCCGACAGACAGAGGGAUGAUGUGGAGAAGGAGUUUGCACUGCUCUUCAUGGUUCAUGAUGAAAACGAGUCAUGGUAUUUGGAUGACAACAUCAGAACAUACCUCGGCGUGGACCCUGAUGCCAUCAAUCAGGAUGAUGACUUUAUGGAAAGUAACAAGAUGCACGGGAUCAAUGGGAGGCUGUACGGUAACCUGCAGGGCCUGGUGAUGACGCAGGGCCAGAAAGUUGACUGGUAUCUGUUGGGCAUGGGCAAUGAAGUGGACAUGCACACUGUUCACUUUCAUGCUGAAACGUUCACCUACAAGACGGAUCGUGUACACCGUGCAGACGUAUUUGAUCUCUUCCCUGGGACUUUCCAGACUGUGGAAAUGGUGGCUGGAAACCCAGGGACUUGGUUACUCCACUGUCAUGUAACUGACCACAUCCAUGCUGGCAUGGAGACCACAUUCACAAUUGAAGACUCCACCUCACGGGCAUCUGGGACUUCCAGCUCCAUGCAGACGCUGUUACUCUGCCUGGCUCUUGGGCUCCUGGCUUUAUUUGUCCUGUAAUAAUGAAGGGGACGCUGACACUGGAUUGUACACCUGUAGCCACAACGGUGGUCAUUAAUGCACUUAAAACAAAGGAGAAAAUCACUGUUGCUAUUGCUGGAAUAAUGUAUAUAAAUAUUAUGCUACAUUCACAUAUGCCAGUAGUCGAGUUCAAAUUUAUUUUCUUAGACACAAGCUUCUAUUUUCUAUAUGUGGGUUUUUAUUAUGUUGCUUUGUAUUUUGUACUGUAUGUCAAAGAAUUUGUGGUGAUAUUUUUUUGCAAAGAACUGCUGUAACCAAACAUUUUAUCCAAUAAUGAAAUGUGCAAUAAAGAAUUGUGUUCAUGUGUUGAGAUUAUUUGCGUGAGGGCAUGUGCUAACAUAUGUAGGACCACAAGGUGGCGCAUUUUCCUUUCAACAUUGUGGUCCAAAGACAAGGCAGCUGACCCGUCAUCACAACUGUUUUCUGUGCAUUAUCAGUUGAACAUACAAAGUAUAUUGAAUUUCUAUAGUAAAUCAAAAGUUUCAGAGUGCUUUAGUGCCUAUCAAAUACCUGUAGGAUGUCGAGAUAUGUGGUUUGGAGGGAGGAUAAUAAAAUAUGUAAGAA
Sphaeramia orbicularis (orbiculate cardinalfish) is the source of this 3885-nucleotide messenger RNA. It is a transcript of the gene hephl1b, whose product is annotated as hephaestin-like 1b. Gene Ontology annotation, molecular function: ferroxidase activity; copper ion binding. Gene Ontology annotation, cellular component: plasma membrane. The transcript is spliced from 20 exons. The record is from RefSeq and is a predicted model, not a curated record. Gene Ontology annotation, biological process: iron ion transport. Lineage: Eukaryota; Metazoa; Chordata; Actinopteri; Kurtiformes; Apogonidae. Bases 1 to 3300 code for a protein of 1099 amino acids.